Messenger RNA from Besnoitia besnoiti, 2388 nucleotides. RefSeq lists its product as uncharacterized. Gene Ontology annotation, cellular component: mitochondrion. NCBI's taxonomy places the organism in Eukaryota, Apicomplexa, Conoidasida, Eucoccidiorida, Sarcocystidae. The record is from RefSeq and is a predicted model, not a curated record. The transcript has 2 exons. The coding region runs from base 1 to 2388 and encodes 795 amino acids.
AUGGAGGAGCUUCUUCGACUGCCUCUCUCGCGUGCCCUCGCGGGGCGGCGGCCGUCCCUCCGGCAUUGCGGCGAACUCCGCUGCUUCGCCUCUCUCGCGCGCAGAGUAGUCUCGCAGGAACUCGCCGGAGGCCGCCCCUCGUGGUCGCGGCUGCGCGCCGGGGAGGAGACGGCGGAGAGUCGGCAAGGAACCCCAGGUGAAGGAGGCGCGAGCGGCGAAGGUGCGCGGGCGGCGGGCGAUGCGAACGGCGCGCGGUUGCGAAUGGAAGCAAGCGUGCUUCCUCAGAUUCCUCAGAUUUCUUCUCUCCGUACCUUUCUGAACCCUCACGGCAGGCUGCCGCCCCAUCGCUUUCGGCUCUCCUCUUCGCCGGCUGCGGCAGCGGCCGCGGCGUCCUCGGCGCUCGCCUCUGAGUCCGCCACCUCAGUGCGCGUGGCGGCAGGGGCGCUGUAUGUCAUUCACACGUUUUAUCUUCAUCCAUACGAGUUUCUUUUGUUCGAGGAGGCGCUCUUUCGUCUGCUGAACAACGGCAGCCCGCCGAAGGCCGCGCGCGACGCCGCAGUCGCCUGCCUGUUCCUUCAUCACCCCCCGUACGCGCCCUGCGCAGCGCCUUCUUCUGCCUCGCCUCAUUCUGCUGCCUCGCCUCUGUCUUCUGCGUCUUCUGCUCCAUCUGCGAGCGUGGUUUUCGGCUUGAGCGGUCGCCCGGCCGCGUUUGUGAAGGACGCCGAGCAGGUUUUCUCGUCGCGAGACGCAAUCUUCAUCCGCCGCUUCUCUGGCGGCGGGACGGUUGUGAUGGACGCGGAGACAUGCGUCUGUGCGUCGCUGCUUCUCCCGCAUGCACUCUCGCGCGCCCGGCCCUACCCUGGCGACUUUAUGCGCUUCGCCUUCGAUUUCUACCGUGGCGAAGGCCGUGCGCGGGGCCCAACCGUCGGCGCGGCGGAGGAGGCCGCGAGCAGAGCGAGCUACGCAGUCCUGAGGCCCGAGACGUGCCCAACCCGCGAGGCCCCUCAGGAGCUCCACGGCGACGCGGCCCCGGGCUCGGUGUCUCGUCCGCGGGACGGCAUGGUCGGGGAUUUCUUCUGUUUGGCCGUUCCACCGGCUGCCGCGUCGCGCGCGCCGCCUCCGUCCCUCGGCCUCGCUGGGGCCCCGUCGUCCUCGCAGCCGAACUCGGCGGCCUCUCGCUUCGCCUCCUCGCCCUUUUCGGGCGCAUUUGCUCUGCGCGAGAACGACUUCGUGGUGAGGACGCUGCCGGCGCCUGCCUCGCCUCUUUCUCCACCGCCCUCUGCGCAGGCGGCCGAGUGGAUCAAGGUUGCAGGGAACGCGCAGGCCCUCUCGCGGAUCUACGGGCUGCAGCACACGUCCUUACUGUGGAAUCUCGACGCGUUGCUGCCGCGCAUGAGCGCGCUUCUUCGCGUGCCUGAGAAACAGCCCAAGUACCGCAGCCAACGGUCGCACGCUGCCUUCCUCGCCGGCGUCGCGCACGCGCUCAAAACGCAUGUCGCCCUGCCGCCGUGGCUGACUGGAGCCCCAGCCGAACGGCGCGGGCGCGGUCGCAGCGGCGUCGACCUCGACAGGCGCGCACCCCAAGGCAUCCCACCUGGAGUCGUCAGCGACCACGAAGAAGGAGCCAGGGCGACGCCGGCGAGCGGCGCAGAGACCGAGGAGACGCAGCCGACGCCUGCCGCGGCCGGCGCGCGGCGCGCGCGGCGCGGCGAUGAAAAGGAAGCGAAAGGAACAGAGCAGCACCCCGAGAGACGCUCGGUUCGUCUGGAGACUCCGACAGAUGCCUUGCUCUGCCUCAGCGUCCUCGCAGAAGACUUCGCAGCUGCGCGGAACGCAGAGACGCUUGAGAAUCUCCGCCUUGCGCGCGCGCAGGCCUCCAGCAGCGGGCAAUGCAGUGGCGCGCCCGACAGCGACGCGGACGCCAACGAGACAGAAAAAGAGAACGAAAAUGGCGGAGACGAGCCGCGGCUGUGGCGAUGCGUCCACUGCGUGUUGACACCGGAUGACGCCCUGCCGCGGGAGUUCUUUUCUCAAUGGCAGCGCCUUUACGGUCGCGCAGCAGAAGGGGACGGCGCGGACCGCCCCGAGGCUCGCGACAGUGAAGCCGGAGGAGCCCAAGGAGCAGGAGGCGACCGCGAAGAGGGCGAAGGCGCGGCAUCCAGCGGCAGAGAGACUCUUCAACAUUCUCAGCGUCUGCUUUACCAGCUGCGAUCGGCGGUUGCCCGCGACGCCAUACACGAACUCGUGAACGGGGGUUUGAAGAGCUACCGAGCUACGCGCUUCAUGGACGCGGAGGGACGCCUCAUCGCAGACGAGACCUACCGAACUCUUUUAGAAAUCAACCGGUUCGUUCCGCUGGUGUCUCAAUCAGAAACAGACUCCAGCUGA